This is a messenger RNA of Gorilla gorilla gorilla (western lowland gorilla), 2605 nucleotides long. RefSeq names its product PNMA family member 8C (gene PNMA8C). The record is from RefSeq and is a predicted model, not a curated record. The coding region runs from base 575 to 1189 and encodes 204 amino acids. NCBI's taxonomy places the organism in Eukaryota, Metazoa, Chordata, Mammalia, Primates, Hominidae. The transcript has 2 exons.
GUCACUGCAGGAGCAAGUGCAGCGGCCACAUCCUCGUCCUAGUCCGGCCACGGGACACUGAGUGCAACCUCUUGGCCAGCGGUGAGGGACGCGCCUCCCUGCCUGCCAGGGCCGCGCCUACAACACUCCGUUGGCAGUUGUCCCAGGGAGAUCAGCAGUCCCAGAUCCGGAGAGACCGUUGGGGCCUGUGAGACCUUCGGAGGCCACGCCAAGAAAGGGGAAGCAUCAUCUUUAGACCCUCCUUGGUGCAGCCUUGCCCAGGACCCGGGAGCCACGAGUCAGGGGGCAAACACCGCCUUCUGCUUCUCCAGCACGCGUAAGUCCCUGGGAAUCUUCGAGCCCACUCAGAGGGAGCCACAGAAGCCCCGACGUUGCACAGCCCUGCAGGCAGGGGCUGGGGGCAUCCUUCACUGAGCUGGACGAAGGGGUCCUGGGAGCGGCCUCCGGCCCCUGAGGCCUCACUCUCUCGUAGCCUUUGGGAAGGAAUCGCGGCAUCCUGGAUAAUUUCGUGGAUUCCCGAGGCAGCUCAGGUGUCCACCAGCGGGCAUACUGCUGCCUCAAAGAGUUGGGCAAGAUGCUGUUCGGGGUGAAGGACAUUGCACUGUUGGAGCACGGGUGCAAGGCCCUGGAGGUGGACAGUUACAAGUCCCUGAUGAUCCUGGGGAUCCCAGAGGACUGCAACCACGAGGAAUUCGAAGAGAUUAUUCGGCUGCCCCUCAAACCUCUAGGCAAGUUCGAAGUGGCUGGGAAGGCCUAUCUGGAAGAAGAUAAAUCCAAGGCGGCCAUCAUUCAGCUGACGGAGGACAUCAAUUACGCCGUGGUCCCCAGGGAGAUCAAGGGCAAGGGCGGUGUGUGGAGAGUGGUCUACAUGCCCCGGAAGCAGGACAUUGAAUUCCUGACCAAGCUGAACCUCUUUCUGCAGAGCGAGGGCAGGACGGUGGAGGAUAUGGCCCGGGUCCUGAGGCAGGAACUGUGUCCCCCAGCCACGGGCCCCAGAGAGCUGCCUGCAAGAAAGUGCUCUGUGCCUGGGCUGGGGGAGAAACCGGAGGCUGGGGCCACCGUCCAGAUGGACGUGGUGCCACCUCUGGACUCCUCCGAGAAGGAGAGCAAGGCUGGAGUUGGCAAGAGGGGCAAAAGGAAGAACAAGAAAAACCGCCGGCGGCAUCACGCCUCAGACAAGAAGCUGUGAGGUGGUGGCAUCGGGUGGGCGUGGGGAGUGUCUGAGGGGGUGUGGGUGAUGACUGUGGGAGGGUAGGUACCACCUCACUACGUUUAAGGAGUGCGAGUGAGUGUGGGUAAUGCAAGGGAGGGUGGGAAUGACUCUAGUGAGGGGGUAACUUUGGAGUAAGAAUGGGUAUCAUUUGGAUAGCACAGGUAACAUCUGACUAGUGCGAAAGAGGUGGAUAUCUUUAUCUGAGUUAACUAACUUGUGGGUUACAUCUGAGUGGGUGUGGUUAACGUCUGGGUGCCCGUGGCUCAUUUAUUCAUCCUACAGAUAUUUAUUGCAUACCUACUAUGUUCCAGGUACUGUUCCAGGAGCUGGGGAUAUGGAAGGGAGUAAACUCAAUAAAAAUCCCUGCCUUCAUGGCACUCAGAGUAAGUGGGUAAUAUUUGAAUUACUUGGAGACAUCAGAGUGAGCGUAGGUAGCAUUUGAGUACAUGUGGGUAACAGCUGAAUGAUCAUAAAAUCUGGUUGAGUGUGGAUUGCUCAUUCAUCCAUGUAUCCAUGCAACCAACAAAAUUUCCUGAGGACCUACAGUGUGCCAGGCACUGGGGAUACAGAAGGGGAAUAAACAGACCAAAACCUUGCCCGUGACUCUCAUAGUAGCUAUUUGAGUAGGUGCGGGUAACAUUUGGGUUACUUGAAUACACGUUAGUGAGUGUGGGUAGCAUUAGAGUGUGUGGGUGGCAUCCGCGUAUAAUUGAAAGUAGUUGUGGGUAAUAUUUGAGAGUGUGCGGGUUAACACCUGAAUAUGUGUAUGGGUAUCAUCUGAGUAGAUGAGAGUAAUUUCUAAGCAAGGAAGGGUCUCAAAGACCCACAAAUAUCUUCCGCCACCCGGGAGACCCCGCGGGACCAGCCGCGCAGGCGCAGUCAGAGCCAGAACCUAGCAGCGCGUCCGACCGUUGCUAUGGAGACCACAGGCUGCCCCCAGGCGCCUGCGCCCUUUGCAGAAAAUGGAGGAGGUGGAAACGGUCCUGGAUUCCAAGGUUUUGCAGAUCUCUUACUGGAGUUGAAGAAAACUCACGCAGAUCCAGGAGGAACGUGUCAGGGAGAUCCUUACUCGGGAGAAGGGCCGCCAUCCUCCUUCGGCUGUCACCGUGGAUUUUCUGGACCAAAGUGUAUCCUGGGACUCCAAAGCAAGUUGUCAUGCAAAACUGUCACCAUUUGAAGCUACUUAGCUGAGUGAAAACAUCACUGGCAGGGCAAAUCCCAAGCAAAAAUUCACAAGUAAAUUGAAUGUGCCAGCUAUUGGAGGGCUGCGUCUGGCUUCUGUAAACCCCUGAUUUCAAAAGGGGGUUCAGCUAAAACUCUUCAUUGUUCUUUGUGAUUGAGAUGCUCUUUUGUACAAAUAUGAACUCAUAAAAUAAAUGUAUGCUAAUGAAA